CGAUCCUUUCUUCUUCGUUUCAUCUUCAUCAAAAUUCAUACCCUAAAUCUCCAUUAAUCUUUACUCAAUUUAAACUUUAGAGUACAGAGUUCGGAUUUGGUUGAUUGAAUAUUCAAUCUUCUCUAACCUGUAACCCUAAAUUGAAAAUUGGGUAAAUUGGUUGAACCACCACCAUCACCAAGUUCGUCCUCUGAUUUCUAAUCGAAGAUUGGGUGAAUUCGUUGAAUUACUUCCACGUUGAUUACUUUACAGAGAAUCAUCAACCAUUUUUUCAGGAGAUCCCAAUUCACUUUUUUCUAAUCGAAGAUUGCAAACUUCAGACUUGGGUAAAAUAAUUCUGAUCGAAGAACAAUUUGAGGUAAGUUUGAGUGGUUACUAGCAGUUGCAGUUUGUUGGAGAUGGUGGCAGCGUUCAUCUAGUGAUAACCUUGAUGCUUGUCUUGAUGCUCUAUACGAGAAGAGGUGAAAAUAUUAACCAAGGCUUCCAUAAAUUUGGAUACCGGGUGUGAUAGUUUGAGGCUUAGUAUGAUGGGCAUGCAAGGAGGAAUGAUAUCGUAGGUUUCUACUUCAAUUAAGGGGAUCUUACAAGUGAUUUAUCAGAUACCUGUUGUUGUGGGGUAGCUUUGUAUGUGGCAGUUAGCUUAUACACAAGAAAGACGAAAAUUGCCUCUAACAGAAUACCAACAUUGUUUAUUGCGUUAGCAUCUUCUAUUACUAUUCUGGAUGGUUUCAUCAAUUUCUCAUCCAGGACGAAGUCCGAGACUUACUGACCUAGCUCGAGUACGAGACCAAACGGAGACUGAUACUGAAAAAGAAAGGUGCCUGCAUCGUGCUCAAUAUAGGGCAAAACAAGAUUCAAUUACUGAAGGCCAAAGGCAGGAGCACAAUGAACGACGUCGUUUAGUUUCAGGUCUAAGGUUUGUAUGUUUUCGGCCGGAUGCCGGCAAUACAUAUUGAGCAAAUAUUAUUUUGUUAAAAUUUAGUUUUACGUCAAUUUUUUUUCGGUCGGCCGUCCCAUCGUGGCAGCGGUCAUCUAGUAUCCCUGAUGCAUAACCCGUCAUGCGGAUGCAUAAUUCGUCAUGCAGACAUUUUUAAUAAUUUCAUCUAAUUAUGGGUGUGACGGAUCUAAAAUUUAAUUAUGGGCCUGACAAUGAAGAAAUUAUUUUUUUUGGGUCUCCGCCUAAAUUCCCCAAAAAAAUAUCUCCUCUCCGUUUUCUUGUCUCCUUUACUUCUCGAAUCUCAACCUCAGCUUAUGAGAACCGAAAAAAAACCCGAACGAAACAGGUGUGAAAUAUGGCGGGAAAAGGAGGAAAAGGGCUUUUGGCGGGAAAGACUACUGCGGCUAACAAAGACAAAGACAAGAAGAGACCAGUAUCUAGGUCAUCUCGUGCUGGACUGCAGUGUUUGUCCAUGGAGGAUGAUAAGAUCCUCAGCUACAACGAUGUUGUAUUGAGAAGAUCAGAUUUGGGGAUCCUCAGGGGUCAGGAAUUCCUAAAUGACCGUAUCAUUGAGUUCUAUUUCAGUUAUCUUGAUUCUGGUUGUUCCUCUCAAGACAUCUUGCUAGUUCCACCUUCUAUCUCAUUUUGGAUUAUGAACUGCCCAUUUCCAGACAGCCUCAAAGAUUUCGUUGAACCUCUUAAACUGCCUGAGAAGAGAGUAGUAAUCUUUUCAAUCAACAAUAAUACAGAUGUCUCCCUAGCUCAGGGUGGUACCCACUGGAGCUUACUUGCGUACGAGAAGAAUUCCAAAGUAUUUGUACACCACGAUAGCAUGGGAAAUUCUAAUCAGAGAUAUGCUAAGAAACUUUACAGAGAUGUUGUGGGAUUUAUGGGUGAUUCCGAAUCAGGGUCUUCAGAAAUUAGCCUUUCGGAGUGUCCAAUUAUGCCACAACAGAUGAAUGGUUAUGAUUGUGGUUUAUAUGUUACUGCAAUUGCAAAACUCAUAUGCGAUUGGUAUAAAAAUGGUGGUUCCACAAAUAAUGAAGAGUUGUGGUUUUCUGCUUUGAAGGAAGUUAAACCGCAGAUGGUAUCUAACAUGAGAAGUGAUAUACUAAUGCUUAUUCAGGAUUUGAUGGUCAAGAAAUGAGUUUCUUGGAAUUCUUUGGAUGGAGCAUCAAAAGCAAACCAUAUCAGUAUACUGACGGUAAAGUUGUCGAGUGUUGAUUCCUUGAGGCAAGGUCACAAAUAAAGCAUGGAGGUAAUAUCUUAUGGUGCGAAUGAGAAUGUAGAGAAGGUUUGUUGCCCUAACAAACAACUGCUGACAUAAAUCCAUAACGCCUCAAUGUUUUACAUAAUUACAAACUAUACAGUAUCUGGUUUGUCGGAAAUCAUUUUUUUUCAACUGCUACUGUGAAUUGAAUUUAAAUUUCAACUCUCCCAUCUUGCUCCCCUAAAGGCUAAACCUUUCUUUUUUUUAUUGUGGGCUUUUCUUUUGGCUGCUUCUAUGUACCUGAAACUGGCAACUUUGACAAUGAUACUACCCGAGAAAAACCAUGACAACAUCUCUAUCCUUCGAGCUCUGAGGAUCGGGUGACUAAACGGGUUAACUCAGUUUCUAUUGUUUUCCUUUUUCUAAAUGUUUGAACUGAGAAUCUGUAACAUCUAAUCAUAGGAUUUUGGUUUCAUGUUUAUUGUCUUACAAUCUUAAUCUUUUUAUUUAGUUCUCAUUAACAGUCUCAUUAUUUUCUCA
Papaver somniferum (opium poppy) is the source of this 2687-nucleotide messenger RNA. Its product is annotated as NEDD8-specific protease 1-like. Gene Ontology annotation, biological process: proteolysis. The record is from RefSeq and is a predicted model, not a curated record. Gene Ontology annotation, molecular function: deNEDDylase activity; cysteine-type peptidase activity. The coding region runs from base 1293 to 2084 and encodes 263 amino acids. NCBI's taxonomy places the organism in Eukaryota, Viridiplantae, Streptophyta, Magnoliopsida, Ranunculales, Papaveraceae. The transcript has 6 exons.